This is a messenger RNA of Lycium ferocissimum, 4902 nucleotides long. RefSeq lists its product as uncharacterized. The record is from RefSeq and is a predicted model, not a curated record. NCBI's taxonomy places the organism in Eukaryota, Viridiplantae, Streptophyta, Magnoliopsida, Solanales, Solanaceae. Gene Ontology annotation, biological process: wybutosine biosynthetic process. Bases 172 to 4506 code for a protein of 1444 amino acids. Gene Ontology annotation, molecular function: 4 iron, 4 sulfur cluster binding; S-adenosylmethionine-dependent methyltransferase activity; FMN binding. The transcript has 16 exons.
UUAAUUUACUUCACACUUGCUAGUUUCUUUUAGUUAGAACAUCACUUCACUCUCUCAUUUCUCUCUUCAACUGCCAUGAUUUUGUUUUGAGUCAACAAAAAGAUUGUUCCUUUUUUUUUUUUUUUUUCCUUUGUAAUUCUGGGUAUGUUUGAGAUUCUUCUUUGAGUUCAAAUGAGGAAGCAAAACACAGCUUUAACAAGAUUUGGUCGCAAGGUAAAAGGUUCAUAUCAAUCUUAUGGACUUAGUGUAAAGUUAACCUUUGUAGUAAUCUUAGGUCUUUGUUUUGUAUUCAUUUGGUCUGUAUUUUCAUCUUCUUCUUACUCAGUUGCUUAUCAAAGAGACACUUUUGAUGAUAUUAGAGAACCCAUUUCAUCUGCAAAUAAGAAAAAGGUCAGUUCUUUAAGUCCUUCAACCAAGAAAGAACAAGCCCAUAAUAAGAAAUUGAAACAUAGAUCAAAUUCAGUUGAGAAAAAAAAGAAAAGGGUUGAUGGAUCUUUGCCAUCAAAGCACAAAAAUGAGAAAGUUGGAGCUGCUAGGAAGAGAAAAGGUGAGGAUCUGAAGUUACCUAAAAAAGUUGAAGAAAUAUUGGAUCAAGAAUUGGAAGGAUCUGAUUCUGAGGAAGAGAAAAUAGAAAAUGAUAAACAAGAAGAAGAGAAAAAAGUAGUUGAGGGUAAAGAGAAUGAGAAAGAAAAAACAGAAAGUGAUAAACAAGAAGGAGAAGGAGUAGAUGGUAAAGAAAAUGAGAAAGAGGAAAUAGAAAGUAAUAAAGAAGGAGUUGAUGGUAAAGAGAAUGAGAAAGAGGAAAUAGAAAGCAAUAAAGAAGAAGGAGAAGGAGAUGGUAAAGAGGAAGGGGAAAGUAAUGGUGAAUUAGCUAAUUCUGAGGAGUUGGAUCAAGUGGAUGAGGAUGAGAAAUCUAGAGAUAAUGGGAAGAAAAAGAAGUAUUUAGGACCAAUAUUUGAUCCAAAAGCACAUUAUACUUGGAAUUUGUGUAGUACUAGAAGCAAGCACAAUUACAUUCCUUGCAUUGACUUUGAAAGUGCUAGUGGGAAGUUGCAUAAUUUUCGGCAUCACGAAAGAAGUUGUCCUAGAGCACCUCAAAUGUGUCUUGUUCCUCUUCCUCCUGAUGGUUAUGAGACUCCAGUAAGCUGGCCUGAGAGUAAGUCAAAGAUACUUUAUAAGAAUGUGGCACACCCGAAACUAGCAGCAUUUGUUAAGAAAGGGAGCUGGGUGGUGGAGUCUGGAGAAUAUCUCACUUUUCCAAUGAACCAAUCUAUACCCAAAGGUGGAAUUCAACACUAUCUAGAUUUCAUAGAAGAGAUGGCACCAGACAUUGAAUGGGGGAAGAACAUCCGUGUAGUGCUGGAUAUUGGAUGUAAAGAUUCAAGCUUUGGGGCUUCUCUACUUGAAAAAGACGUGUUAACACUUACUCUAGGAUUAAAAGAUGACCUUGUGGACCUAGCACAAGUUGCACUUGAGCGUGGUUUUCCAGCAGCAGUUACCCCAUUCGGAACUCGGAGGCUUCCCUUUCCUAGUGGCGUCUUUGAUGCUAUUCACUGUGGUGAUUGUCAUGCAUCUUGGCAUUCUAACGGGGGAAAGCAUCUUAUAGAAAUGAACAGAAUUUUGAGGCCUGGAGGUUAUUUUAUUUUGUCUUCUAAGCGCACUAGCAUUGAAGUUGAAGAAGCUAUGUCCACACUGACAGCAUCAAUUUGUUGGAAUAUCCUUGCUGAUAAAACUGAUGAAAUCAGUGAUAUCAGGAUUAAGUUAUACCAAAAACCACAAGCAAAUGACAUAUAUCGAUUGAGAAGGAAAAAAGUUCCACCUCUAUGCCAAGCAAACGAGAACCCAGAUGCUUCCUGGCACGUGUCAAUUAAAUCUUGCUUGCAUACGCUUCCUGAAUCCAUAGAACAACGAGGAACCGAAUGGCCUGAAGAAUGGCCAAAGAGACUUGAAACUUUUCCCGACUGGAUGAACAGUAGAGAGAAAUUGAUUGCGGAUAGUGAACACUGGAAAGCUAUUGUUAACAAUUCUUAUCUAGUUGGCUUGGGUAUUGAUUGGUCCAACAUUCGGAAUGUAAUGGAUAUGAAAGCCAUCAAUGGAGGAUUUGCAGCAGCUCUUGCACAGCACAAGGUGUGGGUGAUGAAUGUUGUUCCUGAACAUGCACCAAACACCCUUCCGAUAGUCUUUGAACGAGGACUUGUUGGCGUGUACCACGAUUGGUGCGAGGCUUUUGGUACUUAUCCAAGAUCAUAUGACCUUCUACACGCAGAUCAUCUCUUCUCGAGGCUUAAGAACAGGUGCAAGCAUCCUAUUGUGAUUGUGGUUGAGAUGGACCGUAUAUUGCGGCCUGGUGGCUGGGGAAUUAUACGUGACAAGGUCGAAAUACUCGAUCCACUAGAGAAAAUAUUGAGAAGCUUGCAUUGGGAGAUACGAAUGACUUUCACGAAAGAUAAGGAAGGCAUCCUUUGUGCACAAAAGUCCAUGUGGAGACCUCCAAACAUGCCCCUAUCACUAUCUUCUUACCCCACGCGCCUCGCUAUCCUCACGCUCCUCUCCGCUACCACAGUCUACUUCUUCUACAAAUCACGCCGCCACGUCAUCAAACGCUUAAACCCUAAAAAAAACCAAAACCCUAAUCUUAAAACCCCAAAAGGCAAACUCUUCUUUAUAUCCCAAACCAACACUUCUAAAACCCUAGCACAAAAACUACACACUUUGUUAAAACUCAAUGGGUUUGACUUUGAUCUUGUUGACCCAAAAGAUUACGAACCUGAAGAUUUACAUAAAGAAAGUUUUGUGUUGAUUAUUGCUUCAACUUGGGAUGAUGGGAAACCACCUAAAAAUGCUGGCUUUUUUGUUGAUUGGUUAAAUGAGAGUGCUGAUGAUUUUAGGGUUGGUUCUUUAUUGCUUAGUAAGUGUAAAUUUGCAAUCUUUGGUGUUGGGAGUGGAUCUUAUGGCGAAACGUUUAAUGCCGUGGCGCGUGAUUUUUCGAGGAAGUUGAGGAAACUUGGUGGGGUUGAGGUUUUAGGUUUGUGUGAAGGUGAUGUUGAUGAGGGUAAUUUGGAUGAAGUGUUUGGUAAGUGGAGUAAAAGGGUUGUUGGAGUUUUGAGUAAUUUGGGUGAAAAUGGGGGGUAUAUUGGGAAUGGGGUUGUUGGUGAUGAUGGUAGUGAAGAUGAAGUAGCAAGCGAGGGAGAUGAUGACGAGGAAUAUGAUGAUGAUGACGAUGAGUUUGAGGAAAAUGAGAAGGAGUCGGGGAUUGUUGAUCUUGAGGAUAUUGCGGGUAAAGGGCCUUCGAGAAAGAAAGGAGGAGUUGGAGAUAAUAAGUUAGUUAAUGGGAAGUCGAAUGGUGGAGUUGUGAACGGAGAGAAGAAAGCAAUGGUAACGCCGGUUAUUAGGGCGAGUUUGGAGAAACAGGGAUAUAAAAUAAUUGGUUCGCAUAGCGGUGUGAAACUUUGUAGAUGGACAAAAUCACAACUUAGAGGGCGUGGUGGUUGCUAUAAGCACUCAUUUUAUGGCAUUGAGUCUCACAGGUGCAUGGAGGCCACUCCUAGUUUAGCAUGUGCCAACAAAUGUGUUUUUUGUUGGAGACAUCACACAAACCCUGUGGGCAAGAGCUGGACAUGGAAGAUGGAUGACCCUAUUGAGAUUGUGAACACAGCUAUAGAUUUGCAUACAAAAAUGAUAAAGCAGAUGAAAGGCGUUCCAGGUGUUAAAGCUGAGCGUUUGUCUGAGGGUCUUUCUCCUAGGCAUUGCGCCUUGUCACUGGUUGGUGAGCCUAUUAUGUAUCCAGAAAUAAAUUCACUUAUAGAUGAGCUGCACAAGAGGCGGAUUUCGACUUUUCUUGUAACUAAUGCGCAGUUUCCUGACAAGAUUAAGUUAUUGAGACCAAUCACACAGUUGUAUGUCAGCGUAGAUGCUGGUACAAAGGACAGCUUAAAAGCAAUUGAUAGACCACUAUUUGGAGACUUCUGGGAGCGAUUUCUUGAUUCCUUGAAAGCUCUCAAGGAGAAGGAGCAAAGAACUGUCUAUCGUUUGACACUUGUUAAAGGGUGGAAUGCAGAAGAGGUGGAUGCAUAUUCUAGCCUGUUCAGCAUUGGAAAACCUGAUUUUGUUGAAAUCAAAGGUGUCACUUAUUGUGGAUCGUCGGCUACAUCAAAGUUGACAAUGGAGAAUGUCCCUUGGCAUGCUGAUGUGAGGGAAUUCUCUGAGGCCUUAGCUAAAAAGAGCAAUGGAGAGUAUGAAGUUGCUUGUGAGCAUGUGCAUUCUUGCUGUGUUAUUCUGGCUAAAGUCGAUAAGUUUAAAAUUGAUGGUCAAUGGUUCACGUGGAUUGACUACGAGAAGUUCCAUGACCUGGUAGCUUCUGGAAGACCCUUCACCAGUAAGGAUUACAUGGCACCUACACCAUCUUGGGCCGUCUAUGGAGCUGAUGAAGGCGGGUUUGAUCCAGAGCAAUUGCGUUAUAAAAAAGAGCGACGCCACGGAUCAUCUCGUAAGGAAAAUGGUUCUUAAAAGUGAAGCAAUUUUUGUCACCACAGGAUGGCCUACAGUUUUGUUUCAUCGAGUUAAAUUUUGGUUUCCUUCAUUUUCCUGUACAAGUUGCAUUUCUCCAUAAAUAUGCCAGCUUGAGUAACUUUAUCUUUGGGUAUUGAGGAAAUAACUUCCAGUGGGUUGAACUUGGAAUUGAUCGAAUCAAUCAUCAUAGGGAUAUCUUGCAGCAGACAAUUGAUGGAACCAAUAUAGUUGCAGAAGUUCACUGAUAUGAAAUUGUGGCUGAGACUUUUCUUUCAGCUGUUAUACUCCAUUACUCUGUAUUAGUAAUGUAGGACCAUUACAGGAUGAACACCAUGUUUCGAUAAGUGUGCAACAGUCCUACAAUUUUACUAAAUUUACUCAUCUCAACAAGAA